Messenger RNA from Porites evermanni, 2406 nucleotides. NCBI's taxonomy places the organism in Eukaryota, Metazoa, Cnidaria, Anthozoa, Scleractinia, Poritidae. The record is from the annotation of a GenBank genome assembly.
AUGGACGAAAUUUUAGAUGUAAUAUCAAGAGAUGAUGGAGCACAACUUGAGAAAAUGUUGUAUGCGGUUAAAUCAAAGAACACGAGUCAUUUGGAUUUGACGACAAAAGAUUAUGAAAAGUUGUAUGUGUUUGCGUCCUUUUCAGGGGCACUAAAUUGCUUGCUAGUCUUGUCAAAGUUCGGUGAGUAAAAGCAAGAAAAUUAUAAAUUUUAAAUUUAAUAAGCUUUAUGCUAUUCGGCAGUUUUAAGUCAAUUCAGACUCAGGUAUAAGAGUUAUACCUGAACUGUUUUGUUAUAUUACUCCGAUACAUUUUAUUAUUCGCUCAGGUUUGUUUUAUUUUGUUUUAUUUUAUUCCUUCUAAAACUGUAUUGGAAUCUCUUUGAUAGUUGAAGAGGAUGUAUUCUUUUUGGCAACAGGUUUUCCAAAUUAAAACAAAAUGUUACCACGAUACUUAAGUUUUUAUGUCUUAUCUAUUUUCAGUUAUCUUGCAUAUCAGUACCACUUUGGACCAUCUAAGCUGAGUUGUUUCUGACAAAUUCUCUUUUAUUGACAUGAGAGAAUAUAACAUUAGUUCCGGAAGUUCUUUUGUGCAAAAGAUCACGGAUAACUCCGACGACGCGACGGCGAGUAAACUAUUUUAGGAAGCACGAAGGGAGCGCGCAAGAGAAUCAGUCCCUCCAAACAAAGGGAAUGGUGUAGAAAAUACUCAUUUAGGCCAUCUUUACACUAGAGUCGGGAAUUUUCAUUUUGGUCCCAGAUUCAUUUCACUGACGAACACGAAUAUGCGGGUUGAAUCCGAAAACGUCCCGGUUUGGUUGAAUGUCCGAAGAAUUGAACCCGGAAUCUCAAACGAAGUUUUUGUAUCCGAAUCAAAUGAUAUGUCAACUCCUGCAAAUUAGGAUGCCCUAGAUGCAUGAAUCCGGAAAUAUUUAUGUCUGGAAAAAAUGUCUAGUGUAAGCCUAACCUUAACUUAUUUCAAAAUUGCUGCAUGAUUAAUUAAAGCCGUAAAAUAAGCCUUUGGCCUGUAUUGUCAAUUUUAAUAGAUUAAUAAAUAUAAUAAUAACCGAUUAUUCACAAAGGAAAAGGAGAUUAAGAGGUUAACCCUGUCUAGUUCAUCUCCAAAAUCUCAAAAAUAUAUUCAUUAUGCUAAGCUUCCAACUCCAAAAAAUACCCUGCAAUUCAAACAUUUGUGCGCAUGAAUUUUAAGGUCGGAAAGUACCUUUCGAGAACUUUGUUACCGAGAGAGUCUGCUCUCCUUUAGUCAGCGCUGAGUGAUAGCGGUAGGUCUCUCUCUCUUUUUUUCAUCCAUAUUGCACAUGUCUAAAUAUAUUUUAUUAGUUAGUUUAGUCUUGAUGAAUGUAGAGCUACUCCAUAGAAAAGACAUCAAUUAAACGUAAUUAUUAUUAUUACUAUUAUUAUUAUUUUUGUUCGAAUAUAAUGUAGAAAUACGAAUAAUGACAUUGACUUUGUGUUACUGCAGGCAUAGAUAUCAACCUCUCUGCUAGUCUUCAAUGUGCGUUACAUGACGUAGCUGUCACUCCCCUCAGAGUAGCUGUUGAAUACGACAAAGUAGACGCAGUAAAAUGGCUUUGUUACCAAGGAGCCAAUGUCAAUUACAGAGAGGCCGUGUGGAGUACCAAGGCUGAUGACAUCACUUCCGGUAUGUUUGUUUCCAGUUCAUGCCAAGUACCCUGUAUGACACCUCUACAUUUCGCACAAUCACCGGAGUGUGUUGAAAUUCUGCUUGAACAUGGUGCCGACAUGGCUGCCCAAGACUGCAUGGGAAAGACACCUGUUUCCAUGGCAACACUUGAUGGCCGCCUCGAUGUUUUGGAAGCCCUUUGCAGUCAUACAGCUCCCAUUAAUUUAGCAAGCAGCUGGGGCGCCACGCCACUUAUGUAUGCUCAAUACGCACGCAGGACACGAGAACGAGUUUCAGCAACUGAAAUACUGUGUCGUGCGGGCGCUGAUGUGAACUUACAAGACAGAAAUGGACGCACAGCCCUGCACAUGGCUAAAGAUGUAGAGUGCGUCUGUUUGCUUCUGUCCUAUCAUGCUGAUCCUGCUAUUGAAACAGUAUUUAGGAAGACACCGCUUAUUACUGCUGCAGAGAACGACUGCUGGGACAUCUGUCGAUUGUUGUACGAUGCACAGGCCACGCCCAGUCUAGGGGCUCUGGGCAGAGAAACCGCUCUGUUUUGUUCACUAUCACGUGAUCACCAUACUUGGCUUCUACAGUGUUCCAGAAAAGUGCGUGAUCUCGCGCAUCUUUGUCGAAGCGUUAUACGUCAGCAGCUUAAAAGACAAUGCAAAAAUGCUACACAAGGAAGCAAACUGUUGCCACUCCCUAGUGCACUGAAAAACUAUAUUUCAUUUGUUGUAACAGGGGAGAGAGAAGACCUGUGA